Molecule: messenger RNA, 1137 nt
Organism: Penicillium angulare
Lineage: Eukaryota; Fungi; Ascomycota; Eurotiomycetes; Eurotiales; Aspergillaceae
Product: MIF domain protein
Exons: 2
Coding region: 1-1137 (378 amino acids)
Molecular function (GO): phenylpyruvate tautomerase activity
Source: RefSeq, a predicted model, not a curated record
AUGGAACCUUCCAAGCAGAAGAAGCCUUCGCUGCCUCGGCUGGCCACGAAUCUUCCGGCGGAGUCGCAGUCGUCGCCUUCCCUGCCGCUUCAACGGAGACGAUCCCAAGAGCUCAACGUGAAGCCCAGGCCUGAGCGACCGAUCACUUUACCAUCUCCAUUCCCAGGGCGAGAGGAAAACAUUGUUCCUGCUGUGCGUUAUACCCCCGAGACGAAGGGCUUGUAUAUGGAGGAGGACUUCGGCGACCCGGCGAUCAUUAAGAAAAAGACACAAUACUAUCGCGAUGCCUUCGCCACACGCAGUUCACAUAACUCGCCCCAGGAGAGGGUUACACAGGACUCGGUCGUUGUGGUUGAAUUGAAAACAAACUAUAAACCAAAAAAUCAACAACAGAAACUUGUAUCCGAUCUGAUCCUUCGAUUGGCCGAGAUCUAUCAACGUCCAGAGAGUUGCAUCAUGCUUACUAUUGAACAAGACGCGGGAGUCUUCUUCGGCAGCACUUCUGAACGAUCGUAUCUAAUAAAGGUCUACGCUCUACCGUCAUUCGUCGCACCAUUAACAAACCUCCGCAAUACAAACUUAAUCCAGGUGGCUAUGGUGGAACUUUUGGAUAUUCCAAUCAGCCGAGGAGUUAUCGUCUACAUUCCAGUACCGGAUGAAAAUUUCGCGACAAAUGGUGUUACUGCCAGGGGUGAGAUCUCUCGACUAGAACAACGUGACGAAGAGGACAGCCCGGGUAUCAUCGAAUCUAUCUCCCGCUCGAUGUCUCGUCGUUUGAAAACCAGCAGCGGCAAUAGUGUGCCAAUAUCAUUGCCAUCUACCGUGGGAACUGCGACUACCUCUCCAUCGAUGAAGACCGAGAUUCACCAUUCACCCAUCAAUUUGCCAGGUUUACCAGAAUCCCCGGGAGAAGAAAAAGAAAGGGGACGCAGGCUUCGGAAGCGCAUGUCUUUGCGCAGUAUUGUUCGUCGUCGGCUUAAUGAGAUCAAGCCGAAUCGAGAGAAGGAUGAAAAAGAAAAGGCGAAGGAGAGUACGAAGAGUGGAAAGGAGAGAGAAGAUGAUCAGGGGAAAUCCAAGCAGGGGGACACUCAAGUGAAGGCGGAGGAGCAAAACCCUCAGGAGACGAAGGGUCAGUAG